CUACGUGAGGAGGAAGUGAGUGCGGAGAGAAAACGGAGCAAUCGAGCGGAGUGGCUGAAGCAGGCGAGCCAGGGCCACCACUCAGCUCUACUCGUCUAGACUAUCCGGGCUAACUUUAGCUACAUGUGCUGAGGUCGAGGAGGAAACUGAUCUCAACCGCAACAAUGCCGUCAGUUACUUUACCGCCGAAAGAGAAUGCUCUCUUCAAGAGGAUUCUGCGAUGUUACGAGCACAAACAGUACAGAAACGGGCUCAAGUUCUGCAAACAAAUCCUGUCCAACCCCAAGUUUGCAGAGCAUGGAGAGACCCUGGCGAUGAAGGGCUUGACCCUGAACUGUCUGGGGAAAAAGGAGGAGGCCUACGACCUGGUGAGAAGAGGCCUGCGCAAUGACCUCAGGAGCCACGUCUGCUGGCACGUUUAUGGCCUACUUCAGCGCUCAGAUAAGAAGUACGAUGAGGCCAUCAAGUGUUACCGCAACGCUCUGAAGUGGGACAAGGACAACCUGCAGAUCCUCAGAGACCUGUCCCUGCUUCAGAUCCAGAUGAGAGACCUGGAGGGCUAUAGGGAGACACGGUACCAGCUGUUGCAGCUGCGUCCAGCCCAGCGAGCUUCCUGGAUUGGCUACGCCAUCGCUUAUCACCUCCUGGAAGACUACGAGAUGGCUGCAAAGAUCAUUGAGGAGUUCAGGAAAACGCAACAGACGUCCCCAGACAAAGUUGACUACGAGUACAGCGAGCUUCUGCUGUACCAGAACCAGGUGCUGAGGGAAGCAGGCCUGUACAAGGAGGCCCUCGAGCAUCUUUCAAACUAUGAGAAGCAGAUUUGUGACAAACUAGCAGUGGAGGAGACACGAGGAGAGUUGCUGUUGAAGUUGGAGCGCCUGGAAGAAGCAACAGAAGUCUACCAUCGUCUGCAGGAGAGGAACCCAGAGAACUGGUCCUAUUACCACGGCCUGGAGAAGGCCCUCAAACCAAGCAGUGUAGAGGAAAGACACAAGAUCUAUGAGGAAGCCUGGGAGAAGUUUCCCAAAGGACUGGUUCCUCGUCGGCUGCCCCUCAACUUCCUCUCUGGUGAGAAGUUCAGAGAGUGUCUGGACAGGUAUCUGAGGAUGAACUUCAGUAAAGGCUGUCCGCCCGUCUUCACCACGCUCAAAUCACUGUACAAUGACAAAGAAAAGGUGGCAAUAAUAGAGGAGUUGGUGGUCAGCUACGAAACCUCAUUAAAAAGCUGUAGAAUGUUCAGCCAAAACGAUGAUGGAAAGGAGGAGCCACCGACUACGUUGCUCUGGGUGCAGUACUUCCUGGCACAGCACUACGACAUGAUCGGCCAGCAAACACUCGCUUUAGAAUACAUCAACACAGCCAUUGAGAGCACGCCUACACUCAUUGAACUCUUCCUUAUCAAAGCCAAGAUUUACAAGCAUGCUGGGAAUAUCAGAGAGGCCGCUCAGUGGAUGGAUGAGGCCCAGGCUCUGGACACCGCUGACAGAUUCAUCAAUUCCAAGUGUGCUAAGUAUAUGCUGAAGGCUGGCAUGAUCAAAGAGGCUGAGGAAAUGUGCUCCAAGUUCACGCGGGAGGGAGCGUCAGCAGUGGAGAAUCUGAAUGAGAUGCAGUGUAUGUGGUUCCAGACGGAGUGUGCCCUCGCCUACAAGGGUAUGAACAAGUUUGGGGAGGCCCUCAAGAAGUGCCACGAGAUUGAAAGGCAUUUUGUGGAGAUCACAGACGACCAGUUUGAUUUCCACACCUACUGCAUGAGGAAGAUGACGCUACGUUCCUACGUGGACCUACUGAAACUUGAGGAUGUGCUCCGGAUGCAUCCCUUCUACUACAAAGCUGCCAUCACCGCCAUCCAGAUCUACCUGAGCCUCCACGACAAUCCGCUGACUGAUGACAGCAAGGAGCUGCAGGCCGACACUGCGAACCUCUCGGACAAAGAGCUGAAGAAGCUUAGGAACAAGCAGCGGAGAGCCCAGAAGAAGGCUCAGCUGGAGGAGGAAAAGAAGAAUGCGGAGAAGGAGAAGCAGCUAAAGAACCAGAAGAAGAAGAAGGAGGAUGAUGACGAGGAGAUCGGAGGGCCCAAAGAGGAACUCGUUCCUGACAAACUGGUCAAGGUAGAAAAUCCACUGGAAGAAGCCGUCAAGUUCCUGAUGCCUCUCAAACACCUGGUCAAAGACAAAAUUGACACACACCUACUGGCCUUUGAGAUCUACUUCAGGAAAGAAAAAUACCUGUUGAUGCUCCAAUCAGUGAAGAGAGCGUUGGCCAUUGACCCAGACCACCCAUGGCUACACCAGUGUCUAGUACGCUUCUUUAAAGGAGUCUCAGAGAGCAAGGAGCUGCCGGAGGUGGUCAGGACGGUGCUGAAGCAGGAGAUCACCCGGCUGUUCGGAGACAGCAAUGCUAAGAGCUUCAACCAGGCCUACCUCGCCAAGCACUCAAACUCCAUACCACACCGACUGGCUGUGUCCUUAUGAUUGGUUUCAUAAGCAGCCCACCUUUUCAUGAAGCUAACAACUGUUGGCAUACAAGUGAGCUGUUCCCUAUCACAGAUCUCUUCCACAUUCUUCUUUUUCCAUAUUCUCCAACCUGGCUGUGUUGUUGUUGAUUAUGAGAACUUGCUAGUAUUAGUGAUAAUGAGGAAUCUGACUCAGUAUUCCAACAUAAUUAACUGGAUAGCUAAUUACGCAGGUUUGACUGUUUGGCUUUUCCACGUGUUUUCUUUAGUUUCUAGGUACUCUGUUUUGCUAAUACUUCUGGUCCAGACUGAGCAAACAUUCAGCGUCAGAGUUAAAGAAUUAACAAUCCCAUUAUCCACUUGCAUGUGCAGUCGAUGUUGGCUAGCAGCUAUGUACAGCGUGCUAACCUCCACAACCCAGCUGUAUUCUAAUGUUAACUUAUUAGUAUCCUUACUAGCUAGGCUCUUGACAUGCUUGCUAAUAACUUAUUUGUAGAGUUGAGUCUCUGAGAUUGACAGUGUUGUUUUAACUUAUCAGAGUUAAAAUGGCAGUCUCAUUUCAUUCAAAUAACUGUUAAGUCACUCUUUCCAUCAGCAAACCUUCAUACAACUCUGAAAUCAUUCUACCAACACUUCUUGUAUGCAUUACACAGUAUCACAACUGCUCUAUUUUAUUCACAAGACAGACGCUUUUCUUUUUCUCAAAAAUAUUGUCAUACUUGCAAAUACCAAAAAACAAUGUAAUUUCUCAAAGUCAUUAUCUUCCUGUUUAGUUUUUGAAAAUGUUGGAUUUCACUCCUAC
Xiphias gladius (swordfish) is the source of this 3257-nucleotide messenger RNA. Its product is annotated as N-alpha-acetyltransferase 15, NatA auxiliary subunit. Bases 165 to 2474 code for a protein of 769 amino acids. The transcript is spliced from 19 exons. The record is from RefSeq and is a predicted model, not a curated record. Gene Ontology annotation, molecular function: protein binding; protein-N-terminal amino-acid acetyltransferase activity. NCBI's taxonomy places the organism in Eukaryota, Metazoa, Chordata, Actinopteri, Istiophoriformes, Xiphiidae. Gene Ontology annotation, biological process: N-terminal peptidyl-methionine acetylation. Gene Ontology annotation, cellular component: cytoplasm; NatA complex.